Messenger RNA from Sciurus carolinensis (gray squirrel), 6582 nucleotides. RefSeq names its product ubiquitin protein ligase E3 component n-recognin 3 (gene Ubr3). The record is from RefSeq and is a predicted model, not a curated record. Gene Ontology annotation, biological process: ubiquitin-dependent protein catabolic process via the N-end rule pathway; protein ubiquitination. Gene Ontology annotation, cellular component: ubiquitin ligase complex; cytoplasm. NCBI's taxonomy places the organism in Eukaryota, Metazoa, Chordata, Mammalia, Rodentia, Sciuridae. Gene Ontology annotation, molecular function: zinc ion binding; ubiquitin protein ligase activity.
AUUCCCCCACCCUCCCGGGAGGAGCUGCCGGCCCUGGACUCUCCAAAUUCUGAGCUCUCAUCAUGGCGGCGGCGGCGGCCGCGGCGGCCGUCGGGGGGCCGCAGCAGUCCCAGCCCGAGCUGCCCGCGCCGGGGCUGGCCCUAGACAAGGCGGCCACUGCAGCUCACCUGAAGGCGGCCCUCAGCCGCCCGGACAACCGCGCAGGUGCUGAGGAGCUGCAGGCGCUGCUGGAACGGGUGCUGAGUGCCGAGCGGCCGCUGGCCGCGGCUGCGGGCGGCGAGGAGGCGGCGGCGGCCGGCGGCGGGGGCGGUCCGGGGGCGGCCGAAGAGGAGGCCUUGGAGUGGUGUAAGUGCCUUCUGGCGGGCGGCGGCGGCUACGACGAGUUCUGCGCCGCGGUGCGGGCCUACGACCCCGCGGCGCUCUGCGGCCUGGUCUGGACAGCCAACUUCGUGGCCUACCGCUGCCGGACGUGCGGCAUCUCCCCCUGCAUGUCGCUGUGCGCCGAGUGUUUCCACCAGGGCGACCACACCGGACACGACUUCAACAUGUUCCGCAGCCAGGCCGGGGGCGCUUGUGACUGCGGAGACAGCAACGUGAUGCGGGAGAGUGGGUUUUGCAAAAGGCAUCAGAUUAAAUCAAGUUCAAAUAUUCCCUGUGUACCCAAAGACUUACUGAUGAUGUCUGAAUUUGUACUUCCAAGAUUUAUUUUUUGUCUUAUUCAGUACUUAAGAGAAGGCUAUAAUGAACCAGCAGCUGAUGUCCCAUCAGAGAAAGACCUUAACAAAGUCCUUCAGCUUUUGGAACCUCAAAUUUCCUUUUUAGAAGACCUGACUAAAAUGGGAGGAGCAAUGAGGUCUGUUCUUACUCAGGUUUUGACAAACCAACAAAACUACAAAGAUCUAACUUCUGGUCCUGGAGAAAAUGCUUGUGCAAAGAAAAGUCAUGAAAAGUACCUUAUAGCUUUGAAGAGCUCUGGACUCACAUAUCCUGAGGAUAAACUUGUAUAUGGUAUUCAGGAGCCAUCUGCUGGUCCUAGCACUCUGGCAGUUCAAGGUUUUGCAGGUGCAACAGCAACAUUGGGACAAGUAGAUUCUUCAGAUGAGGAGGAUCAGGAUGGGAAUCAAGGCUUGGGCAAGAGAAAGAGGGUAAAACUGAGCAGUGGCACCAAAGAUCAAUCCAUAAUGGAUGUAUUGAAGCAUAAAAGUUUUCUAGAAGAACUUCUGUUUUGGACAAUAAAGUAUGAAUUCCCUCAGAAGAUGGUCACUUUCUUACUCAACAUGCUUCCAGAUCAAGAGUAUAAGGUUGCUUUUACAAAAACAUUUGUUCAACAUUACGCUUUUAUUAUGAAAACACUGAAGAAAAGUCAUGAAUCAGACACAAUGUCUAAUAGAAUUGUGCAUAUUAGUGUUCAGUUGUUCAGCAAUGAGGAACUAGCCAGACAGGUAACAGAAGAAUGUCAGCUGCUGGAUAUUAUGGUCACUGUGCUAUUAUACAUGAUGGAAAGUUGCCUUAUUAAAAGUGAGCUACAAGAUGAAGAAAAUAGUUUACAUGUGGUGGUGAACUGUGGAGAAGCAUUACUGAAGAAUAAUACUUAUUGGCCUCUUGUUAGUGAUUUUAUUAAUAUUCUGUCUCAUCAAAGUGUGGCUAAGAGAUUUUUGGAGGACCAUGGUUUGUUAGUUACAUGGAUGAACUUUGUAUCUUUCUUUCAAGGUAUGAACUUAAACAAGCGAGAACUGAAUGAGCAUGUGGAAUUUGAGUCUCAGACCUAUUAUGCUGCCUUUGCUGCUGAACUUGAGGCCUGCGCACAGCCAAUGUGGGGGCUCUUAUCACAUUGUAAAAUUAGGGAAACUCAAGAAUAUACCCGAAAUGUUGUAAGAUAUUGCCUUGAAGCCCUUCAAGAUUGGUUUGAUGCUAUUAACUUCGUAGAUGAGCCAGCUCCUAACCAAGUCACUUUUCAUCUGCCACUACAUCGUUACUAUGCUAUGUUUUUGAGUAAGGCUGUAAAAUGUCAAGAACUAGAUUUGGAUUCUGUUUUACCAGAUCAGGAGAUGUUAAUGAAACUAAUGAUUCACCCACUCCAAAUUCAAGCAAGUCUUGCUGAAAUCCAUAGCAAUAUGUGGGUACGAAAUGGUUUGCAAAUCAAAGGACAAGCCAUGACCUAUGUCCAGUCUCAUUUCUGUAAUUCCAUGAUAGAUCCUGACAUUUACUUAUUACAGGUUUGUGCUUCUAGACUUGACCCAGAUUAUUUUAUAUCAUCUGUCUUUGAACGAUUUAAGGUGGUUGAUUUAUUGACAAUGGCAUCGCAACAUCAAAAUACAGUACUUGAUGCAGAGCACGAAAGAUCAAUGCUAGAAGGAGCUCUUACAUUUCUUGUGAUUCUUUUGAGUCUUCGUUUACAUUUAGGAAUGUCUGAUGAUGAGAUUCUCAGGGCAGAGAUGGUAGCCCAGCUAUGUAUGAAUGACAGGACACACAGUUCGUUGUUGGACCUCAUUCCAGAAAAUCCCAACCCCAAAAGUGGCAUUAUCCCAGGUAGUUACAGCUUCGAAUCUGUUUUAUCAGCUGUAGCUGAUUUUAAGGCUCCUGUUUUUGAACCUGGAGGUUCUAUGCAACAAGGCAUGUAUACUCCCAAAGCUGAAGUCUGGGAUCAGGAGUUUGACCCUGUCAUGGUCAUUCUUCGAACAGUUUACCGUAGAGACGUGCAGUCUGCAAUGGACAGAUAUACAGCAUUUUUAAAACAGAGUGGAAAAUUCCCUGGAAAUCCCUGGCCUCCUUAUAAGAAAAGGACAUCACUCCAUCCUAGCUAUAAAGGUCUCAUGAGACUUUUGCACUGUAAAACUUUACACAUUGUGCUAUUCACUCUGCUCUACAAGAUUUUGAUGGAUCAUCAAAAUCUGUCAGAACAUGUACUCUGCAUGGUUUUAUAUCUGAUUGAAUUAGGACUUGAAAAUUCUGCUGAAGAUGAAUCAGAUGAAGAAACAUCAGUGGGUGGACCAGAGCGUUGUCAUGACAGUUGGUUUCCUGGCAGUAAUUUAGUAUCUAACAUGCGACACUUUAUAAACUACGUUAGAGUGAGAGUUCCAGAGACUGCUCCUGAAGUGAAGAGAGACUCACCUGCAAGCACUAGUUCUGAUAGCUUGGGUUCUUUACAAAAUUCUGGUACAGCUCAAGUUUUCAGCUUAGUAGCAGAACGUAGAAAGAAAUUUCAGGAGAUCAUCAAUCGUAGUAGCAGUGAAGCAAAUCAGGUGGUUCGUCCCAAAACUUCAAGUAAAUGGUCUGCUCCUGGUUCAGCUCCCCAAUUAACAACAGCCAUUUUGGAAAUUAAAGAAAGCAUAUUGUCUUUGCUAAUUAAGCUUCAUCACAAACUCUCAGGAAAGCAAAACUCCUACUAUCCUCCUUGGCUGGAUGACAUUGAAAUUUUAAUCCAACCAGAAAUUCCUAAAUACAGUCAUGGAGAUGGUAUAACUGCAGUAGAAAGAAUAUUACUAAAAGCUGCUUUGCAAAGCAGAAUGAACAAACGUAUCAUUGAAGAGAUAUGUAGAAAAGUGACUCCACCUGUACCACCCAAAAAAAUUACUGCAGCAGAGAAGAAAACCUUGGAUAAAGAAGAAAGGCGACAAAAGGCUAGAGAGAGGCAGCAGAAAUUGCUUGCAGAGUUUGCUUCACGACAGAAAAGCUUUAUGGAAACUGCAAUGGAUGUUGAUUCUCCUGAAAAUGAUAUUCCUAUGGAAAUCACCACAGCAGAACCACAGGUUUCUGAGGCAGUAUAUGAUUGUGUUAUCUGUGGACAGAGUGGCCCCUCCUCUGAAGACCGACCUACGGGAUUGGUUGUAUUGUUACAAGCAUCAUCAGUUUUGGGGCAGUGCCGUGACAACGUUGAACCAAAAAUGCCCAUCACUGAGGAGGAACAGAUUUACCCUUGGGACACAUGUGCAGCAGUUCAUGAUGUGAGACUUUCAUUAUUACAGCGUUAUUUUAAGGAUAGUUCUUGUCUUUUGGCAGUAUCAAUUGGCUGGGAAGGAGGUGUUUAUGUACAAACCUGUGGCCAUACAUUACAUAUAGAUUGUCAUAAAUCUUACAUGGAAUCAUUACGGAAUGACCAGGUUCUUCAGGGUUUCUCAGUGGACAAAGGAGAAUUCACGUGUCCCCUCUGUAGGCAGUUUGCUAACAGUGUUCUUCCUUGUUAUCCUGGAAGCAAUGUGGAAAAUAACCUUUGGCAACGUCCUUGUAACAAAAGCAUGCAAGAUCUUAUAAAGGAAGUGGAGGAGCUACAGGGUCGGCCAGGAGCUUUCCCAUCAGAAACCAACUUAAGUAAAGAAAUGGAAUCUGUAAUGAAAGAUAUAAAAAAUACUACUCAGAAGAAGUACAGAGGACUAUAGCAGACCCCAGGCUCACCAGACAAUGACUUUCUCUUUAUGUACUCAGUUGCUAGAACCAAUUUGGAACUUGAAUUGAUUCAUCGAGGAGGCAAUUUAUGUUCAGGGGGUGCAAGCACAGCUGGCAAGAGGUCUUGUUUAAAUCAGCUGUUCCAUGUACUAGCCUUGCACAUGCGACUUUAUAGCAUUGACUCUGAGUAUAAUCCCUGGAAAAAGCUUACACAGUUAGUAGAAGAUAUGAAUUCACAGCUAGGAAAUGAAGAACAGCAGCCUGAGGUUCCAAUUCUUUAUCAUGAUGUAACAUCCCUUUUGCUUAUCCAGAUCUUAAUGAUGCCACAACCUUUACACAAAGAACACUUCACUUGCAUUGUGAAGGUGCUUUUUACCCUACUAUAUACACAGGCUCUCACUGCACUUUCAGUUAAAUGCAGUGAGGAAGAUAGGUCAGCCUGGAAACACAUGGGAACUCUCAAAAAGAAUACAUGUGAUGCAGAAAAGUCUUAUGAAGUGUUAUUGAGCUUUGUUAUAAGUGAAUUAUCUAAAGGAAAGUUAUACCAUGAAGAAGGAAGUCAGGAGUGUUCAAUGAUUAGUCCUAUUGCUUGGUCUCCUGAAUCCAUGGAAAAGUACUUACAGGAAUUCUGCUUACCUUUCCUCAGAAUCACCAGCCUUCUUCAGCACCACCUUUUUGGGGAAGAUUUACCUAGUUGCCAGGAAGAAGAAGAAUUUUCAGUUCUUUCCAGCUGCCUGGGACUUCUGCCAACAUUUUACCAAACAGAACAUCCAUUCAUCAGUGCCUCAUGUCUGGAUUGGCCAGUUCCAGCAUUUGAUAUUAUAACUCAGUGGUGUUUUGAGAUAAAAUCAUUUACCGAAAGACAUGCAGAACAAGGAAAGGCCUUGCUUAUCCAAGAAUCAAGAUGGAAAUUACCGCACCUAUUACAGUUGCCUGAGAAUUAUAACACCAUUUUUCAGUACUACCACAGAAAAACCUGUAGUGUCUGCACCAAGGUUCCUAAAGACCCUGCUGUUUGCCUCGUUUGUGGUACUUUUGUAUGCCUGAAAGGACUUUGCUGCAAGCAACAAAGUUACUGUGAAUGUGUAUUGCAUUCUCAGAACUGUGGUGCUGGAACAGGCAUUUUCCUUUUGAUCAACGCAUCAGUGAUCAUCAUUAUUCGAGGUCACCGCUUCUGCCUCUGGGGUUCCGUGUAUUUGGAUGCUCAUGGAGAGGAAGACCGAGAUCUUAGGCGCGGCAAACCUCUCUACAUUUGUAAGGAAAGAUACAAAGUUCUUGAGCAACAAUGGAUUUCUCAUACUUUUGAUCACAUCAAUAAAAGAUGGGGUCCACAUUAUAAUGGGCUAUGACUCACCACCUCAGCAUUGCAUUAUAUCAUCAUUUUCAUUAAGAAUUUAUUUUAUCAACAAUAAGCUUUAACUUAAUUUGGGGGGAGUAAUGUUUUUGCUGAGGGAAAAAAAGAAUACAUUAUGAAGCCUUUUCAAAAUUAGGUGCUUGGUAAUCACAUUAAUGGAAUAGUAAUUUUUUUUAAUUAUCUGAAGAACAUAAUAAAUAAAUCAUUCUUUAGUGGUCAUUUUUUUAAGUGCACAAUUAAUAAAAAGCACAACUUGUCCAUAAAAUCAUUCAGAAAUUAUUCUCCCAACAAUGCAUAUCAGCUAUUCAUUGAUGCUUAGAAUGGGUGUGAUUUAUUUGAAAUUUUAUUGCUUCUUUCUAUCUGUGUUUUAAUUUGCAUCUGCUAAACAUAAUGCAUCUUUUUUCUCUGCCAUUCUUGUGUUAAUUUGAAAUUUUGCUGUAUGUAAUUAGAAAAAAAUGUAAAACAUGAUUUAUGUGAAAUAUUGUAUAGUAAAAGUUAGUCUAAAUAGUAGAAUCUUAAAUUUUUUUUCUUAUUGUGAGGAAUCUGUUAAAAGUUUAAGGCUUUGCUGAAACCUUAAUUCAUUCUCAGGAAUUUCAUAAAUAUUCUCCCCAGGUAAAUGAAAUAGCUGUAAAAUAAGUAGAUAGCGCUGUUAAUAUAAUACAGUUUGGGGGGCAUAUGUGUGAUUGAGGGGGGGGGGUCCUUAAAAAUCAAAAUUUGUGGGCUGAAGGCGUAGCUCAGCGCUACAUGCUAGCACUUGCCUAGCAUGUGCGAGGCACUGGGUUCUAUCCUGAGCACUGCAAAGAGAGAGAGAGAGAGAGAGAGAGAGAAAGAGAGAGAGAGAGAGA